This is a messenger RNA of Owenia fusiformis, 5551 nucleotides long. The record is from the annotation of a GenBank genome assembly. NCBI's taxonomy places the organism in Eukaryota, Metazoa, Annelida, Polychaeta, Sabellida, Oweniidae.
AGGAGCAUGUCAUUUAAAAGGAUAAAUACAAUCUUAGAAGGAACACAAUGCUCAUAAAUCUGGUGUUCUUUAAAUACAGCUACCAUCUUCCACAUGAUAAGGAUAUAUGUAAAACACAAAAAAUACAAAAGGCCAAUGAAGGAGAUACAUACAAUCAGACAUAAAGUUUUGUUCAAUAAUAUGGAUCUAGUUAUAGUCUCCAAAACAUAGUCUUCUAAGGCCAAAAAAGGAUAUAAUACGUAAUUACAUCGUACAAGCAAUGGAUAUGGCUGAAGUAAAACACCCGGAGGUGAAGUUACGUGUAAAGCCUCCUUCUGAUGAAGAUGAAGAUGAGGCUGAAGAUAAAAAGGAAAAGCGCAAGAGUGUUCAGAAUUUGAUUGAAACAUUCAGUAGACAUAAUGGAAUGGAGGAAAGUGAAGGAGCUACAUCGGAACAUCAAACUCUGCAAAAACAAAACAAAUCAAAAAGAAUGAUUCCAGUUAGAAGGAAGAAAUCAGGACGUUUGGAUGAUUCUCACAUCCGAGAACGUUUGAAACAAAAUAAAGAUGGUGGUGAAAGGAGGCGCUCGGGACCUCUGGUGGCUCGUGCAAGUGGAGGUAACAACUCAACCAGCUCUCUGAUUGGUCGACUUAGCAGUCAGAAAAAUGAAUCAGCUUUCACUCGUCAGGUUGUCAACAGACCACUGUCUCCUGUCAUCCCACCCCGCACAGUGAAAUUAUCACCUUCAAAUUCUUUCAACACUAAACCCCCAUCUCCCUCAGGCAGGAGAACCCCCUCCCCCAACAGUGUCCUCGAUGCCACAUCCAUGACCCCUGAUGCCAUCCAGAAACGUGUGGAGAAAGUUCGUAAAGCUCGUCUAUACCUCCUACAACAGAUGGGACCAAACUCCUUUUUGAUUGGUGGAGAUUCUCCCGAUCAUAAAUUCAGGGUUAUUAUCGGAGAACAGACAUGUAGCUGUGGAAAGGCCCAUUGUGUUCAUGUGCUGUUUGUCAUGUUACGUGUCUUCCAAAUAGAAGAAUCAGAUCCCUGUCUUUGGAGAGUGAAGCUGAAAAAUUAUGAGGUUGAGACAUUAUUCACAAACUUCCAUCAAAAACGUCGCCAACAGAAAACAAAGAAACAGAAGAGGAUUGCCAAAGAUAAGCUGGUGCAAUCUUGUGAUACACCGGACUCGAGUGCUGCUGCAGACACCAGUGUGAAAGAUGUUGAGGAGCAGUGUCCAAUAUGCCUCAAUGAUAUGUUAGAAGGGGAGAGUUUGGUGAAAUGUGAACAUGGAUGCCAGAACCAACUACAUCAACAUUGCAUAUCUAUAUGGUUUGAGGAGUGUAGGAGACAAUGGGAACAACUAAUAUGUCCACUCUGUAGGAUGCGCUGGGACCAAGACAGCACUACACCAGUAGAAAGACAAAGGAGUCUCUCAGAUCCUGUUCCCCCAACAGAAGUCCCCCCUAACACCCAGGCCUCAUCCCCCUCCCCCUCAGAGACACGUCUACCAUAUGCUGAACCUGUCCCCGACGAGCAUCAGACCAUUGCUCAAGAAUGGAUUCCCUUUCUCGGAGAAAACCUUGUAUCGUGUAUAUUCUCCCGCAACUGGGCAAUAAGAGAGACUGCGCUAGAGCAUUUAAUACAGGAUGUGAGGCACUUAUUUAUGCACCAUGAGACGGGUGGUAGCUUGGAGGAAGGCAGGGUGGAGGGAACACUGAGAACCGUCUGUCAGGUCCUGGUGAUGACCUGUGGAGACCCUGUUUAUAGAGUCUAUGUCGCAGCACUGAGAACAUUGCGAACACUGCUGCUGUUCACAUCAUGCAAGUCACAAGAUGACCUGGAGCACUUAAGGGAGCUGAUCACACCUGUUGUUCACACCAUUCUCAUUAAAUGUGGAGAUGGAAACAGGCGCACAGCUCAGUUAUCCAUGUCAACUCUAGCAGAAUUAGCUAAAGGCAACCAAGGGGAACUGGCCGUUGGUAGAGAACUUCCUACAAUUGGUCAUGCUGAGCUAGGCAGCGUGAAAUAUGUGACAGAAUGUAUCCUUCAAGAGUAUGACAGACUGGCCGUUUCAUGGCAGUGGCUCCUCGGGCGGAUAUGUAUGCUGGAUCGUUUAUUGGAGGACUAUCCUGAGGCAUUUACCCUAAAGCAAAUGGAUUCCUAUCAAGAUAAUCCUCCUGAGAACUCUGAUUUGUUAACAUCAGUGUUGAGAUUCUCUGUCAAUGCAGUGGACCAUGUACACACUAGAAUCGGAAAAUUGGCUCGAAGGGUCGUAAUAAUCGCUGGUAGGAUGAGUGUUUCAUUUCCCAGUGUGCUCAGUCAGUUACUACGUAUGCUUGACGAUCUGCAUCCAAGUUUACGACAGAGGCUUCGUCGUAGGUUAUUAUCACAUGAUGAUUGUCAAGCUUCAUAUUUUUCUUUUGAUCGGGACUCAUGUAGUGACUCAACUCAAACAACCAUAGGGGGAGUUACUGUAGGUGAAUCUAAUACAGAUGAGAAAGCGACCCCGAAUGAACUUAUUAUUGAAACAAAUGCUGACAGCCCUGCUCAGUCAGAACAUAGUGAUUCUAUAACAAAUGCUGAAACAGUUCAAGUUUUGUAUGCACCUCCUAAUUCCCCAAGGCAGAAAUCCUCUCCCAACAGAGCUCCAACAAAUUCUCCAGCUAGCAGCUCAAGUUCAUCUAUUGUACCAUUAAGUUCCUCAGGUCCCAUAACUCCACCAUCUACCCCACACCAUGCCCCUGUGGUAGUUCCCCAUAACACCCCCCGAACUAAACCUCCUCCAUCGGGUCAAUGGAUUAGUCCCAUAGACAAGCAUGAAAAUAAGGACCCCAAAGCUGACACUUCUAAACUGGAUAAAAAACACUAUAUGGACAUAUGUGUAAUAGAUACUGAAACAGGUUGCUGUCAAACCCAUGGUCAUAAUUGUUGUCAUAGUAAUAACACAGCCCCUGGGUUACAACAUGGUGACCCCACUUGUGAGGCAUGUGGGUUUACAACUCCAGAAAGAGGUCAGGCUGUUAGAGGUGAUAUUACAGAGGAUUUAUCUGACCUAACCAUGUCUCCCUGUACUCCUGAAGACAGACUAGUCUCUUUCAAGUCAGAAAUUGCGAGAUCUCCCAGGAAAAGAUCAUCUGUUGUUAAUCCACCUGGUUUAACUGAUCAUGCUGAGUUAUCAGAAGAGAUGUGUCCAUGUAAGGAAGAGAUGCAGGCAGAGGAGGACCUAGCUCUUGUGAAGGCAUUAGAGUCCUCUCUACACCAAACUCCCUUACCUAAUGUACCAGGUCUAACAGAUAAUGAGGAGACUCCUGUUAUCAUUCAAAAUGAGGAUGGUUCUUUACGAGAUCGCUAUGUAGAGGAUGAACACUGGGUUAGGGGACCUGUAUUAGGUACAGGGGCCUUUAGUACAUGUUACCAGGCCAGAGACAUCAAAACCGGUGUUUUAAUGGCUGUUAAACAGAUUUCAUUCUGCCGCAACUCAGCUUCGGAGCAGCAGAAGGUCAUAGAUGCAAUAGAAACUGAGAUCCACAUGAUGGUCAAGCUGAGCCACCCGAACAUUGUACGCAUCAUGGGGGCCACUAAACAGAGCUGUCAUUUCAAUAUGUUUGUGGAAUGGAUGCCAGGGGGCAGUAUAGCAUAUCUGCUUGAUAGGUAUGGAGCAUUCUCAGAGGCUGUUACAGUCAGGUAUAUACGUCAAGUACUCAGGGGUCUAGCUGUCUUGCAUGACAAUCAUAUACUACACAGAGAUCUUAAAGGUGCUAAUCUUUUGGUGGACAGUACUGGACAGAAUUUAAGAAUUGCAGACUUUGGAGCUGCAGCCAGACUGGCCUCUCAGUCUACAGGGGCAGGGGAAUUCCAGGGCCAGCUCCUGGGAACCAUUGCAUUUAUGGCCCCUGAGGUAUUGAGAGGAGAGAGCUAUGGUCGUAGCUGUGAUAUCUGGGGUGUAGGGUGCUGUAUUAUAGAGAUGGUCACCACCAAGCCACCCUGGGGGGCUUCAGACCUGUCCAAUCAUCUUGCUCUUAUUUUCAAGAUUGCGUCAUCAACAUCAUUUCCACCUGUCCCAGAAAACAUAUCACCACCUGUGAAGGAUGUCCUUCUACGAUGUCUUGAACAGAAACGUGAUGAACGACCACAGGCAAAAGACUUACUGCAGCACCCUCUUUUCACUCAGGUUUAUCCGACAUGAGGACUUGACUUAAAUGUCACAGGAUAUACACAAUAAGUACUAUGAUGCAAAUUAUGCUCAUACCCAAGGAUAUCAGGUUGAUGACUAAGAAAGGGAGUGAAGGAUACGACAGAAUAAAGGAUGUAGGAAUGAUUAGAUGUUGAACAGAAGCAGGAAUUGAACAGUGUCAAAACCUUAUUACAUUAAGAAGGUUCUGAAAUGAGUCAGUGGCAUUUAAAUGAUAUAUGACACAGAAAGGUGUUAACUAGUGUUCAUUGGUGUGUGUGUUCACUGUAGAGAGGUGUUCGCUGCAGAUGUGUUCACAGAAAGCAUAUGUCGCUAGUUUAAAUACAGUGGAUAAACAAUACACUCUAAAUGGCUUAUGGUGCUAUAAGCAAAGGUUCUACAAAUGUGAAGCACAUCUAAACUAACAAAAAACCAAAUUGUUGUUUGACAUAAUAUGGACAUUGGACAGCCCUUGUCUGUUGUAAGGUCUACUUGCCAAGUAUCUCAUAUUGAGAUGUAAAUCACUCUGGGAAUAUUAUCGCAGGUACAUUAAGAGUGAGCUGUAUUAAAUACAGAGAAGCCUUCUAUUGGUUGUAAUUGUAACCCCAUUGGGCUCUAUGCAAAUCCAUUGAGGUCUUAACUGUUACAUUAGUUCGAACUGCCAUAGAGGUUUGUGUCAUAAAAUAUUAAAACUCAAUUUGUGAGUUCCAAAUUCAUAUUCUAUGCAUUUCUAUUGUAUUUGUCAUGGUGAGUGAGAUUUACGUGAAGUGCCUUAAGAAAAGCUCAAUUUGAAUAUGUAUAUUUUUAGAUUAGAAUUUAAACUGAGAUUUUUAGUUUUCAUUUUAUUCAUUAGUGAUUGCAUAAUAUCAAUCAGAUUCACCCAAGAACCUAUCUUUACUGUAGACCUUUUUGAAAAAGUAACUAUAGAAAAGUAACUAUAGAAAAGUAAUUAUAGAAAAGUAACUAUAGGAUGAAACCAUUGAUUGUUUUUCAAUCCACAAAGAUUUGUAUCCAUUAGGCCUAGGCUAGAGUAUUGGAAUUAGUAUUAUAAUUGCACAGUAUGUAGACUAGCCAGAGAUUAAUAUUUUGUAUUUCCAAUUUGAAUUCAAUAUGAAAAAAUGAAUCAUGCUCAUAGUUUAAGCUGUUGAAACUUGUGGCAAGUCUGCAUUAUGUGCUAACAAUUAGGCAAAUGAAGAAUAGUUACUGUACUUUUACUUAAUUUUGCGACUGUUAUAUAAUUUGGUGGAUCCAGCAAAUUGUUUAAGUCCACAAAAUUAGGUAGCCGCCAAAUUCCCAAGUUAUUUUUGUUACAUAUAAAUCAGUACCAUUUGUUCAUUGUUGUAAUAUUGCAAAUCCACCAAAUUAAGUAGCUGCAAAAUGUUCAAAACAGCAAAUCUG